UCUAUUGAACCGACGAACAGACAUACACUCUCAACUGCAGUUUCAUCUCGACGGGGCCUGCGUGUGGCAUCGCAGAAGGGUCCGGGUGAGAGUCGUCUUCAAAAUCUCGGUGACUGCAUCUUCAGCUUGGAGAAUCUACAAUCGGCUUUACCCGGUGCAAAGGCGCUAAAACAGGAGGAUGAAGUGAAUUUGGAAUUCUUCUGUGACAUUGAUUUUCUUAAUGCAAUUCUCUCCCGUUAUGAGGCUCUCAGCGCUCAAGGCUACGAGACCAACUUCGAGAUGAAUCGGGAGAUUGUGAUAUUAAAGCCACCAACUUCGUCAUCACCUUCGGAGAAGACAAUGGAAUGCUUCUCGUUGCAUCUCGACGAUCCAAUUAGCAAGACUAUUGUGGCCGAUAUUGAGAAAAUUAUCACUGGUGAAUUUAAACAACCAGAGGAGUGCCUCUCGGAGUCCGAGCUAGCAGCCGAAAAGAGCGAUUGCACUGAACUUAUUAAACAACUGGAGGCAAUUGUGACGAAAUAUGAUAAAUGA
This is a messenger RNA of Rodentolepis nana, 531 nucleotides long. The record is from the annotation of a GenBank genome assembly. NCBI's taxonomy places the organism in Eukaryota, Metazoa, Platyhelminthes, Cestoda, Cyclophyllidea, Hymenolepididae.